GCUGAGAUCUUCUCUUCUCUGUGAGUUUAUCUGACCUCGCUUCACUUCUCAGAGUAUACGAGCCUCAGGUAAUCCUCUAUGAUUCUGAAGCCAUACCUCUUUCCAAUUGAAUCUCUCACACUGCAGGACAAUUUCAAAUCUCGACCUACUUUUUUCCUCUUCGCGAAAUCUCGACCUACUUUUUUCCUCAACGCAAUUGAAGCGGGUUUCAACCUCAAACUACACCAAUCCCCUCGACGACGACGAUUGGGGCGACUUCAUGAACCAUUCCAAACAGAUCAACGAAAAACCCUUCGACUCGUUCGGGGUUCCCACGGAUCCCAAGGGAGCUAUUUUGCUUUCGAUCUUCGGCGAGGAAGAGGGAAAAGAAGAGGAGAAACCCGCUUCUGGCAAUGUUUUCUCCAACGGCGAUGGUGGUGCAGUGAAAAGGGGAUCCAGUUCGAACGGGUCUGUUGGAAUCAGUGAUUUGAUUUCCAGUUUGUAUAAUCAGCAGCACCCUCAGGUGGAUUCUCAUAACAACAAAUCGGUUUCGGUAUCCAAUGUUGCUGCUCCCAAUCUGACGUACUCGAACGAAAGCAAAUUGAAUUCAGAUGAGGAUGAAGAUGGAAGGGAAUUCAAGUCUACGGAGUGGGAAACUGGAACCAAGAGCCAGGAUGUUAAGGCUGAAACACCAAAGCAUGAUAAUGGUGCUCUUGAUGUUGGUAUUGUGUUGGAUUCAUCCAAUGAGAUUUAGACAAAGCUGGCAGAUGGCACGUGGAGUUUGAAUUCAGUCCACAUUCUGCAUCGCAAGAUCAUAUUAACCCACAACCAAGUCCAGAAAGUGAAUCAAAUGACAUUGGAACUGGGUUUGCCAUGUUCAGUCAAAAUUUUGGAGAGUUUAGUUCAGGGUCAGGGCCAAAUCAAAAUUUGAAACUAGAAAUGGAUGACGGUGGCUACUACUCAACAACAACCUAUUUGAGCAGUUCAAUCGAGCAAGUGAUGAGGCCCAAAUCACCAUUGCCUGGCCUUGUUGAUUUUCAUGGGAAGUGGAAGCAAAUGGUUAAGAUUCAGGUUUUGGAGAGAGAGAUUGGUUUGCUUCAGAAAAACUGCCCCUACGUGAUCACCAUAGAAACCACAUGCACAUGGGGAGCUGAAACCUCGAACAUUGUGAGCUUAAGGUUUGGGGACACAAACUAAAAUGUCAUAUUGGUGAGGCACCUAAACUCCAAGCACCUAAGGAAAGUUGAUCCAUUGGAACCAGAGGUUCUCGAUGACAUGCCAAGAAAACCAUUCCAAGCAUGCAUGGUGGACCAAUUUGAGGUCACAACACCAUGUGUAAACUCCCCAAUUUGUUACUUGUACCUCAAGCUAAUUGGAAACGAUGAUUGGAGACCAGGUUUUGCACAAAUUCAGGUGCUUGAAGGCUCACAUCUUAACUCCGAUUACUUCUAUUUUAGAAGAUAGAUUCCAGAAAGCCAUGAGUGUUGAUGCCAUCACUUUCUUCUUGUGAGUGCAAGCACUCCAUGUGUCCAACAACCAUGAUUUGAAGCCCUCAGCUGCAUAACAAAAAAUUUCUACUAUUAAGCACUAAAAAGUGGACAGACAUAUGAAGUUUCCAGCAAUUAAAUGGGUUGUCUAGCUUAAAUGGGUUGCUCGUGUUAUGUCUAAUUUAUUUGCAGGAACUGGACUCAAAGGCCAGAGAUUUUAACGCACACUGUCCAUGUUUAAUUGCCAUGGAAAUUAAAUUCUCACAACUGUAUAUUACUUUUUUUUAAAGAGCUCUACAUUACUAUUUUUGUAAAAGAUAUGUAUACUAUAGAUUUGCCACAACUAACAAAGCAAGUAUUAUUAUUUAAAUUUCAUAUACAAACCAUAUUAAUACAUAAAAUAAGAGUUUGGUGACAAUGAGAAAAUAAUUUACCUGGCAAGGGUUUGGCUGC
Messenger RNA from Glycine soja, 1919 nucleotides. RefSeq lists its product as uncharacterized. The record is from RefSeq and is a predicted model, not a curated record. The transcript is spliced from 4 exons. NCBI's taxonomy places the organism in Eukaryota, Viridiplantae, Streptophyta, Magnoliopsida, Fabales, Fabaceae. Bases 260 to 733 code for a protein of 157 amino acids.